This is a messenger RNA of Manis pentadactyla (Chinese pangolin), 5334 nucleotides long. RefSeq names its product SH3 domain and tetratricopeptide repeats 2 (gene SH3TC2). Gene Ontology annotation, cellular component: recycling endosome. The record is from RefSeq and is a predicted model, not a curated record. Lineage: Eukaryota; Metazoa; Chordata; Mammalia; Pholidota; Manidae. Gene Ontology annotation, molecular function: protein binding. The transcript is spliced from 15 exons. Gene Ontology annotation, biological process: regulation of intracellular protein transport; regulation of ERBB signaling pathway. Bases 1108 to 4632 code for a protein of 1174 amino acids.
GCUGCCUCCUGUCUGUCCACCGUGGGCUCGCCAGCGUCCAGGGCGGCGACAGGAAUAAAACAGGCCCUCAAGAAAGCCUCUGACUGAACAAAUCAGUGGAUGAAAAUGCACACAUUCUCUGCUCAACAAGAAUGUGCAGGAACUCAGAAUGGGGCGAUCCCUGGAGUUGCAGCGUCAGAGGAAACUGUCAAAUUUGUCCCUAUUAGUUGUGUGACCUUUGGCAAGUUACUUAACCUCUGUAGAAUGGAAAUGGUACUACCUAGCUCAAUAAGUAUACUUUCUUUAAUAUGGAAAAUUUGAACUUUAUUGUUUUAUUAUUGUUAUAAAACAUACAUAAUAUAAAAUUUAAAUAUAAAUAAUCUUAAGUACAAUUCAGUGGCAUUAAGUGCAUUCACACUGUUGUGUAAUCAUUACCACUAUCCUUCCCAGAACUUUUUUAUGAUCUCAAACUGGAGCUCGGGACCCACUAAGCAAUAACUCUCCUCUAUCCCUAACCCUCAGCCACUGGCAAUCACUAAGCAUACCUUAUUUUAAAUGCCCAAAUUACCAAUCAGUGUUUAAUGACGAUAAAUAGUAGAAUGAGAGGAGGAAAAGACAAUAAAGUAAAUAAACCAGUUUCUCAUCUUUCUUGGUGGGUAGAAGGGAUCUGUCAAACUGCUUACAGGUUAGGAGGGCUCCCUAGGAGAACUGAACUCAGAAAUGGUUGCAAGUUGUUACAACUAGAGGGGGAAGAAGGAGACCAUUACUUAAUAUGAUAAACUAAUGUUCUAGUUAUUUUUACAGUCUCUGUAUUAAUUGGAUAUAAAUGAAAGAGAGAAACAGGCUCUACUCAUCUGUCAUGUAACAAAAAUGGUCGUGUCUGCUUUGAUGGGUGGAGCAAGCAAGAGGGUCGUGCAGAGAGCUUGGCUCCAUGCUCAGGUGGGGGCUGGCACCCCCUAAGAAGUAGAUAAAGUAUAAACAGUAGUUUGCAUUUUUAAAUUUCCAGAAUUCACAAACUUGGAGGCGGUAGAUGCUAAUUGGCACCGUGGAGUUUCUUCUGAUGACCUCUCAGCCAGGUUGGUGGGUAUCCAGUCCCAGAAGGCCCAGUUCCUCAUCACCUUCAAAACCAUGGAGGAAAUUUGGAAGUUCUCCACUUACCUGAACUUAGGCUAUGUAUCUGUGUGUCUGGAGCAUCUCCUCUUUGACCACAAGUACUGGCUCAACUGGAGACUGGUGGAGGACACAGAGAUCCACGUGUCUGUAGAUGAUACACACCUGGAAACGAUAUACCUGGGACUCCUGAUCCAGGAAGGCCACUUCUUCUGCAGAGCCAUGUGCUCCGUGCCUCAGCCAGCUGAAAAGGAAGGAGAGUGCUUGACACUUUGCAAGAAUGAGUUAAUCUCAGUGAAGAUAGUCGAAGGUGGAUCCGAGUGGGAAGGCAUGUCCUUGGUGACGGGUCAAAGGGGCCUGGUGCCCGUGUCGGUCCUGGAACCCCUGCCACUCCCUUUCCACCAAUGGUUCCUAAAGAAUUAUCCAGGAAGCUGUGGCCUUCCCAGGAAGAGGGAUUGGACGGGCUCCUAUCAGAUCGGCAGAGGGAAGUGUAAAGCCUUACGGGGACACGAGAGGGAGGAAAAGGAUGAGCUGAAUUUCCGCCAAGGGGAAAGCAUCGAGAUCAUCGGCUUCGUCGUGCCGGGGCUUCAGUGGUUCAUCGGGAAGUCCGUGCACUCGGGGGAAGUGGGCUUCGUCCCCACCAGGAGCGUAGACCCUGACUCUUACUCCCCAGUGAGCAAGAACUCCGCCUUUUUCAGUGAUGAGGAAAGAUGCUCUCUGUGGGUCCUGGGAAGUGACAGGAGAUCUGAGUGUGCCGGCUUCCUCCACACGCUAGCUCGCACUGACAUAGCAUCUGUCUACCGGCUUAGUGGGUUUGAAUCCAUCCAGAAUCUUCCAAACGAUCUGAGCGCACCCCGACCUGACGGCCUCCAGGAGGCCAGGCCUCGUGGAGCCUGGGAGGAGCAGCAGGCCGUGGGCCCCAGACAGUCCAGCAGCUCCGAGGAGUCCAGCCUGGAGGAGGAGCUCCUCUCCGCCGCCUCAGACAGCUACCAUCUGCCAGAGCCCGAGGGCCUUGAUGACCCAGAGCUGCUCAUGGACCUGAACACUGGCCCGGAGGAGGAGGAGGCUGAGAACUUCACCCCCAUACUGGUUUUUCUGGACCACGAGGGUUAUGCCAACCACCUUAAGAGCCUCUACGAUUUCUCCUUCUCUUUCCUCACAUCUUCAUUUUACAGCUUCUCUGAGGAGGAUGAGCUUGUGGCCUACCUGGAGGCCUCGAGGAAGUGGGCCAAGCGCAGCCACAUGACCUGGGCCCAUGCCCGGCUUUGCUUCCUCCUGGGUCGGCUGAGUGUCAGGAAGGUCAAGCUCUCUCAGGCCAGGGUGUACUUCGAGGAGGCCAUCCACAUUCUCAACGGGGCAUUUGAGGACCUGCCCUUGGUGGCUGCUCUGUACAUCAACGUGGCUGCCAUCUACCUGAGGCAGAGGCUGAGGCAUAAAAGCUCUGCCCUGCUGGAAAAGGCAGGUGCCCUGCUGGCCUGUCUGCCAGACCGUGAGUCUAGCGCCAAGAAUGAGCUGGACGUGGUGGCCUAUGUGCUGCGCCGGGGCAUUGUGGCUGGCAGCUGCCCCCUGGAGGCCAGGGCCUGCUUUCUGGCCACACAGCUGCUCCUGCGCCUGGGCCGGCAUGAGGAGGUUCUGCCAUUUGUGGAGCGCCUGCACCUCCUCUGCGGACACCCUCCUGCCUCAGAUGCCGCAGCCACCCUCUUGAGCUUUCUAUAUGAUAAGAAGUAUCUUCCACACCUUGCAGUGGCCUCUGUCCGGCAGCGUGGUAUCCAGAGUGUCCAAGGGACGUCCCUUCCGAUUUGGCAGCUCCGCCUGGUUCUCCAGAACACCACCAAGCUCCUUGGAGUUCCCUCCCCAAGCCAGGGUGAAGUGUCUGCCCUGGCCUGCCCCGCGCUCAGGCAGGCGCUGGCUGCCUGUGAAGAGUGGGCUGACAGGAGAACCCAGAGGGCCGUGUGUCUCAUCCUCUCCAGAGUGUACCUGCAGCACAGGUCUCCUGAUGGUGCCAUCCACUUUCUGAGCCAAGGCUUGGUGCUGGGGCAGCUGCUGGGUGUGCAGGAAGCCUUCGAGUCUUCCCUCUGCCUGGCAUGGGCCUAUCUCUUAGCCAGCCAGGCGAAGAAGGCUUUGGACCUCCUCGAGCCGCUCCUAACCUCCCUGAAGGAGACGGAGAGUAUUACCCAAAAGGGGGUGGUCCAUAACCUCCUGGGACUUGCACUUCAAGGUGAAGGCCGCGUGACCAGGGCAGCCAAGAGCUAUCUUUGGGCCUUGAGCAGAGCCCAGGAGAUGGGGAAUGUGCGUAACCAGGCCGUGGCUUUGGCCAAUCUUGGCCACCUGACCCUUAAGUCCUGGGCUCAGCAGCCGGCCAGGGACUAUCUUCUGCAAUCUGUCCGACUCUAUUCUGAACUCCAGGCCAGCAUGGAGACAGAAAUGGAAUUAGUACAGGUGCUUCUCUGGUUGGCCCAGGUUCUGGUGUAUGGACGCCAGCUGGCCAGUAGCCGCCUUUGUUAUGAAAUGGCGUUGCUGUUUGGCUUGAGGCACGGACACCUAAAGAGUCAGCUUCAGGUCACCAAAUCCCUCUGCCAUUUCUACAGCUCUGUGUCCCCAAGCCCCGAGGCAUGCAUCACCUACCACGAGCACUGGCUGGCCCUGGCUCAGCAACUCAGGGACAGGGAGAUGGAGGGAAGGCUGCUGGAGUCCCUCGGGCAGCUCUACCGGAACCUGAACACAGCCCGGUCGCUCAGGAGGUCCCUCACCUGCAUCAAGGAGAGCCUGCGAAUCUUCAUCGACCUUGGGGAACAAGACAAGGCCGCCGAGGCCUGGCUCGCAGCUGGGCGACUCCACUACCUCAUGCAGGAGGAUGAGCCGGUGGAGCUGUACCUGCAGGCAGCCAUCCAGAAAGCCCUGAAGUUAGAAGAGCCCAGCCUGGCUCUCAAACUCUAUGAAGAAGCAGGUGAUGUGUUCUUCAAUGGGACCCACCACAGGCAUCGUGCGGUGGAGUAUUACCGAGGUGGGGCUGUUCCUUUGGCAAGGAGGAUGAAGGCUGUGAGAACCGAGCUCAGGGUUUUCAACAAGCUGACGGAGCUGCAGAUCAGCCUGGGAGGCUAUGAGAAGGCUUUGGAAUCUGCCAUCCUGGCGGCCAGACUCAGCACAGUCACAGGAGAUCAGAGGCAGGAGCGGGUGGCCUUCCACCGUCUGGCCACGGUGUACUACUCCCUGCAUAUGUACGAGAUGGCUGAGGACUGCUAUCUGAAGACCCUGUCCCUCUGUCCGCCCUGGCUGCAGAGUCCCCAGGAGGCCCUGUACUACGCGAAGGUGUACCACCGCCUGGGCCGGCUCACUUUCUACCAGCUGAAGGAUGCCCACGAUGCCACCGAGUACUUGUGGCUGGCCCUGGCAGCAGCGGCUUUGCUGGAGGACGAGGAGCUGCAGGGCACCAUCAGGAGCAGGCUGGACAGCAUCUGCCGGAGUCCCCUGUGGUGCAGCAGCCCACCUGGCUGCUCCUCAGAGAGGGCGCGGUGGCUGAGUGGCGGGGGCCUGGCCCUCUGAGGAUAGGCGCCAUAUCAGACCGGCUGUCAUGACAGAAGCUGCCGCCCUGCCCCAGGCUCCUAGACACUGAUGUGGAGGGUCCGAGCCUGGUCCGUACCCCCACCUUCCAAUGGGAUGAACAUGGCCCAGAGGCAGAGGCGCGUAUUCUGGGGAGGCCACACAAAAAGUGGUGACAGAGCAGCGCUGAGAAGUCCUGCCUGCGUGUCUAGAGCCUCUCCAGUAGACUGCGGCCCUCCUCUAUAUACAGCCUCUGGAAUGCGCUUCCUUGACAUGCAAUUCUCCAUGAGAACAUGAGAAACCUGGCCCCUGGGAAACCCACCUCCUAACCCCAGUGAGAAAUCAGACACUGCACUGGAGAGAAGUGGGCAGAUUGGACUUUUUCCCUCACUGACUUUUCUCAGGGAAAGACCCCUCCCCUUGCCAGCAGAGAAACUUCUCUCUCUUCUGCCAAAGGAGGUGCCACACCUGCCUAUAGGGACAGGCAGGCAGAAUUCACCAUGUUCUUAGUUCAAAAGCUGGAACGUGCAGAGCAUGGGGUCUGACCAGAUUUGCCGUCUCCCUCCUCCCCUGAGGCUCUGCUUCCCCUAACCUCCCAGAAACCCCAGGGAAGCUUCCCAAGGGCCAAGGCUUAAAAACUGAGCAGUAAGAAAUUAUGAUGUAAAUUACAUGUAAAGAGUGUAUAUUAUUAAACAUUGACACACA